GGUUCACUUAGUUCUGAAUCGAUAUUCACCUUGUUUUGACCGUUUAACGAAAGCUGGAUAAACGCAUCAGAUAGCUGUGGGCCAAAUGUCCAUUUGUAAACAGGUAUUCCACCCGAUGCCUCCCACACAUUAACCCUUGACUGAGCAUGCAUGUGUUCUGAAUAGGGGAGAAAGCCACUGCAAUGGGCGACAUCUGAAGCACCUCCACUGCAAACAGGAAUUAAAAUCCACAGGAAAGACAAGCAGAUUUUGCAGCAAAUUUGUGUCAUAAUAUCAAUUCACCCUUUACGAGAAGCUGAAGGCAUUGGGAUGGGUGUACAGACUGCUGGAAGGUGAGAAAGACGUUCCUGACCCCCAAUAAAUGUGUUUUAAAUCUUGUCCUCAUCAGAUCUUGCUUAGGGAGUCAAGUUGUGAAGAAAGAACCAAAAUGGAAAAUGGAUCUUCAGUGGAAUUCAGCUUUGAGCUCUUAGGCCUCCUAGAAAUGGAAGGUCAUAAAGUCCUCUACUGUGUCUUGUCUCUAGUGCUAUACUUCACCAUCAUCGUCUUGAGCGGCUUCAUUUUGUAUUUGGUUCUAACUGAGGUGAGUCUCCAUAAGCCUAUGUACCUCCUCAUAUGUAAUCUGCUCUGCAACGGGGUAUUCGGGAGUUGCUCAUUCUUUCCAAAGUUACUGAUGGAUCUGUCGACAUCUUCAAAGACCACCUCCAGAGUCGGUUGCAUCAUUCAGUCCUUCAGUGUCUCAAUUUUUGCUUUCUAUGAAAUCUUGACCUUCACCAUCAUGGCCUACGACCAGUACCUGGCUGUGUGCCAUCCAUUACAGUACAUCACCCUGAUGACCAACAAGAAAGUCGCUCACCUUCUGACCGCAUCUCUGGUUGCUUCCAUUAUCGUGAUCCUGGUGGCUAUUCUCCUGACCACGAGGGUUCCUCUAUGUGGGACACAGAUCAAAAAUAUUUUUUGUGACAACAUGUCUAUAUUUAUUUUGGCCUGCACAGACACGUCCAUUAAUAACAUCUAUGGAGGGUUUAUGAUGACUACCUUGUUCCUCUUCUCUACGAUCUUCAUUGUCUUCUCAUACAUUAAGAUCUAUCUCAUUUGUCGUAAGUUAUCUCUAGAAUCCAGUAAGAAGGCCAUGCACACCCUCGUCACCCACCUAAUCAACUUCUCCAUCUUUCUCAUCGGAGUCAUAUUUGUCUGCAUUCGGUAUAGAAUUAGUAAUUUCCAUCUGCCCAUUAGUGGUCACAUCCUGCUGUCUACACCCACUCUGGUGUUACCUCCACUUCUCAACCCCCUGGUGUUUGGGAUAAGGAUGAAAGCUCUGAAGGCAAAAAUGAUUCUUCAAGUAAUAAAGCUAAAAAGAUUUACACAUUUAUAA
This is a messenger RNA of Bufo bufo (common toad), 1372 nucleotides long. Its product is annotated as olfactory receptor 51L1-like. The transcript has a single exon. The record is from RefSeq and is a predicted model, not a curated record. Gene Ontology annotation, molecular function: olfactory receptor activity. Bases 362 to 1372 code for a protein of 336 amino acids. Gene Ontology annotation, cellular component: membrane. Gene Ontology annotation, biological process: G protein-coupled receptor signaling pathway. NCBI's taxonomy places the organism in Eukaryota, Metazoa, Chordata, Amphibia, Anura, Bufonidae.